Molecule: messenger RNA, 1314 nt
Organism: Guillardia theta CCMP2712
Lineage: Eukaryota; Cryptophyceae; Pyrenomonadales; Geminigeraceae
Exons: 2
Coding region: 1-1314 (437 amino acids)
Source: RefSeq, a predicted model, not a curated record
AUGGCGCUUCAAGUCAACGACUACGUGCUCAAAGUGGACGUGAAAGGUCUGGAGGAAGGGAAGGAUUACUUCUACUGCUUCGCUGUGGGACCCUCCCGCUCUCCCAUUGGUCGGUUCCGCGUGCCAAGGGGAGCAGGAGCCAGGGUCGAUCGCCUGCGGUACGCCGUUAUGUCCUGCUCGAACUGGGGCUGGGGAUACUUCAACGUGUACGAGGCUGCCGCGAGGUACGACCUGGACUUCUGGAUGCAUGUUGGCGACUUUCUCUAUGAGAAUGGGCAGGAUGUGUAUCCCUCCCCUGCUCAGGCUGUUCGCUUCGCUCCUCCUCCCCUCGGCCUGCAGCCCCCGCAUGAGGCCAUCACUCUUGAGGACUACCGAGCGAGACAUGCUCUUUACAGGCAGGAUCCUGGUCUGCAGAGCCUGAGCGCGAGCGCAGCUCUCAUCGCGAUCUGGGAUGACCACGAGAUCGCAAACAACCCGUGGACCGGAGGAGCGCUGAACCACAACCCAGGGGAAGGCGAGUGGGAGGACAGGAAGGUAAAUGCUAUCAGAGCUUACCAUGAGUGGAUGCCGACAAGGGCCGAACCUCUCGCUCCUCCCGUCGGCCCCAAGUUCUUCCGCUCCUUCGUCUUCGGGGACCUCGCUCGCCUGCUGGUGCUCGAGACGAGGCUGGUGAACAGAACCAACGGGGAGGCCGAUCCCUUCCCCCUCGAAGACGACGACGGGGACGGGGAUCCCUCUAACGAGACGCCUUUCGGGUCACUUGCGGUGAGAGUCCGAGAGCUGCUGCAGGGCGUCGCUCCUCGGGACUGGGAGCAGACGCCUGGAGUGUUGGAGGGAGCGGAGAGGCUAAGGAAGGCCUUCACCAACUACUCGGAGGAUGAGAACAAGCUCCUGCUGGGAGAGGAGCAGCUGGCGUGGCUGCGGAGCAACGUGGAGGGGAUGCAGCAGGAGGGGACGAGGUGGUUGAUAGUAGGGCAGCAGCUCGUGAUGUUCGACAUGUUCCAGGACUUCGAUGCCGUGCUCGAUGGGUCUGCUGCUCCUGCUGGGAUGAGGCCGGAGCGGAGGAGGGAGCUGCGCGACCUGCUGCAGAACGUGACGGGCUGGGGAUGCACGAAUCGCGCUUCCUGUACGUCCCAACGGCGGACGUACAUGGGGGUAGACCCUACGGCGUACAAGGCAGAGGAGUUGGGGAAGGAGCAGGAGGUGACUGACGAGGACCGGGAGGUAGCAAGGCUCUUCUACGCGCUCUCCAAGUUUGAAAUCCCUUCCUCCUUCGACUCUUGGCAGGGGUAUGCUGUCGAACGUCAAAGGUGA